Molecule: messenger RNA, 732 nt
Organism: Ixodes scapularis (black-legged tick)
Lineage: Eukaryota; Metazoa; Arthropoda; Arachnida; Ixodida; Ixodidae
Exons: 3
Coding region: 1-732 (243 amino acids)
Source: RefSeq, a predicted model, not a curated record
AUGCCUGAGAGCGUGACAAGCGCCCAGGGGGUGCCCGUACCAGCCCGAGAAGCUCUGCGCAUGUGCCUGCGAAGGUUGGCAUACCCAAACCGUUUGUACGAUCUCCAAGAGUACUUCGGAAGGCAUUACACAGUGAUAUACACCAUCACAAACAGGGUGAUGUUCCACAUUGAAAGAAACUUCGGCUUCCUUCUGGACGACCUGACUGUUCACAACUGGUUGACCCUCGCGAACCUGAAGGAGAUGAGCGAGGCACUCAAGUACCAGGCGCAGAUGUGCCCGAAUGGCCUAAUCUGCGAAAUGGACGGCCCAUACCCAGGAAGCAGGCACGAUGCUGGGACCCUUCGAGACAGCCAUCUUUAUGAAAAGCUGGAGGACCUGAACGGAAACCACCAGUUCGUGCUUUUUGGAGAUCCGGCAUAUCCCCUUCGCCCGCUCCUCAUGAAGCCCUACGGAGGUGCAAAAGUAACAAAAGAGCAGGAGGACUUCAAUGCAGCCAUGUGUACCGUUCGCCAGGCUGUCGAAUGGGGUUUCGGGAAAGUUAUUUCUGAAUUUGCUUUCCUAGAUUUCAAGAAAAAUCAGAAAAUACUGCUACAAGCAGUGCCUCGAAUGUACAGAGUAACCGUUCUCCUCACGAACCGCCAUGCCUGUAUAUAUGGUAACCAGGUCUCUUCGUAUUUAGGUGUGAAUCCACCCUGCCUUUUUGAUCACUUGAAACCGAUCAUUCAUUAG